CGGCGGGGGAGCCUCCAUGCUGAGCGUGACAUCCUUGAAGCCUUCCCGGCUCCACGAAUGCCUGGCAGAGCUCUGGCCCCCAGUCCCCUAUGAGUUCAUCAGUACAGCGUUCUGCUUCGCCCCAGGCAUUUAGCCCCGAUCACAAGAACAGCAUCAUUAGGAGGCAGAGACAGGAGCUCAAGCUUUUAAUUUCAGAACUGAAAGAUCGUGACAAGGAGCUCAAUGACAUGGUGGAAGUGCACGAGAGACACAUCCAGGCCUGGGAAGAUGAUCGCCAAAAAAUACUGACUUUAGCAGAACGAUGCAGCGUGUUAACUAGUGAGCUGAACGAGAGAAAUGCCAUUAUAAAAUCACUGACUAAAAAGUUAAAGUUAUUAGAAUCCCAGCAUAAUGACAGUAAGAUAACACUCGAAAGCACACAACAGAAGUUUAAAGAGCUCACUCAAAAAGUCACAGAUUCAUCUGUUCACUGCCAGGCUCUGGAGGAGAAAAAUCAGAGUCUCCACUGCUCAGUUUUGGAACUGUCAGCUAAAACAGGCCAGCUGCAGGCCAGGGAGCAGGAGCUUCUCUCUAUGCUUCAGAUGAAGGACAAGGCCUUAAUUGAAACAACUGAUCAGAUUACUGAGGUCACCUCUAAAUUUAAAACCCUGGAGAAUGCCCUGCGUACAGCAAAGCUGGAUGAAUUCACUCGCAACAGGGAGCACCAGGACCUCAAGGUGACACUCAACGAUGUCAUGAGCCAAGUAAAUAAGAUGAAAGACAUCCUCUCUGAAAAGAUGAAAGAGAGCAGCAAGAACCAGGAAGAAAUCAGUCACCUGAAACAGGAAAAUGGCUGCUUGAGGAGUGAGCUCAUCCUGGCAGUGGAAGAAGCCCAGAGGAAGGAUCAACUUUUUCAGUUUGCCAAGUCGAAGCAAGUGCGGAUUGAGAGGGAAUUGUCCAGUUUGCGACAGGUCUGUGUGAAACAGCAGCGGGACUUGCACUUCCUCCAUGUCAACUUUGAUAGCUCUCAGGAGUCCAGGCAAAAACUUGAAAAUGCAUCGAGUGGAAAGAGCUCAGGGGCCACAUUCUCUGCCUCUGAAAGCCCCAGCAGCAAGACAGACAAGGGUAGGACUGAGGGCAGCCACGGGAUGUGCGAGGAGUGUGGAACUGCACCAGUUCCAGCAAGUAGGGUAAAAGCCACCCCUGAGAUGUGUGAAGUAGAUAAUAGACAGUUACUGAAUGCUUCAGACUUGGAAACUGCCUCAGCGUUGUUAAACCACUGUCAAAAGGCUGUGAAAGGCUUGGCCCUGCCUGUGGAAGAAGGAGAAAAGCAGGAUGUUACAUCAAGCUUUGAUGAGCUAGACAGUGAAAAAUUUCAUGAGGUAAACAACACGAGGCCAUUGAGAAACAGGGAAAUUGGAGAGAAUGAAGUGAAAAGCAGAGACCAAAAAACCUUUGAGGUGUCUUUGCCUUCAUAUGAUCGUUGGCUUAAAAUCAAAUCUCGUGUAGAUUUGCAAAGCACUUUAAUCCAGAGCAGCACCACGUCUGACAAAACUGAUAAUGGAAACAAAACCUGGGAAGAGAGAUCUGACACUGAGUCUGGCCAAAAAAGCACAGAGACUCCUGCCACUUGCAAGUCUGACUCUGAGUCCAGUAUUAGUAACUUCAUUUUAAUUAAAGACACACAGUGGAAGCCACUCUCAGAUCUGGAAUGGCUGGAGAUUUUCAAGCCCAAAAAGAGAGAUGGAAAUACAAGCCGUGGAAGAGAUUACAGCUGUUUGGAGACUGCACAAGAGAUGAAAUGUACCUGCUCACAAAGUGAAGAAAGCGUGGAUCUGGAUUCCCUCCGCUUGGCUUCUCCUCUCUUGGCAUCCUCUGAGAAGAGCAACAAGACUCAAAGUUCUGGGAAAUUAUCUGAUUUGGAUUCCCCUCUGGACAUCAAUGACCUGGCAGUGACCAAACCAACAAAGAGAUACUGCAUGAACACAGUCAGUACCUUAUUGCACAAUGACACCAGUUCCCUGUUCUGGAAGCUGGAGCGCUCGUUGGCCCAGUCCCGACAGAUGCUGACGGAUCUGGAGCUCAGCCUUCUCCACACAAGCAUUCCCAACACCACCAACAAGAACAAGAGGAAGAAGUUGGUUCCAACACAGAGGUAAUUGUGAGGACUGAAGACAUUGACCCAGCAGAUAUAAUGGAAAGUUACCUCAUUUUUUUUUCCCUUGGUCCUCCUGAGUGUUUGAAAGACCCACAAGUGGCAAGAAGAUCUGACUCUGCAGGAAUGUAUUUUAUCUUGAAAUAAAACACAGAAUUAUGCCAAGAUUAACAGAGUGACAGCCUUUCCUGCAGGUAUUAAUGGCCCCAGAAUGAGGCCAGUUCUGAUGGGAGCUGCUGUUCUCCUGACUCUCUCCCUGCCUGCUCACCAGUGUAACCCACAGGGAAGCUCAGCUGCUCCAGCUCUUUCCAGGUUUCCUCAAGCCUUUACAGUGCAUUUAUUCCUCUACCUGCACAGAACCUUCUCAGGCUCCAUCCUCACGAUCUCCUGCUCUGGGUAUGAAAAGAAUUCUCCCUAAAAAGCCAAUGAUGACAGUGCCAUGAUGCUCACCCUGAAGCUGUGCAGCAGCUACACAGAGAAAUUGGUGCAACUUCCAAGCAGCAGCUGCAUUUAAAUGGUUUUGAGGUUAUGGGAUGAACUCACUGAGUUUAAACCCCUGGAGAGUUUAAAAUGAUGACUUUAAAAUCAAUAUAGAAAACUGAGCUCGAGUGAUGCAUCAAGGAUCUGCAGAGCCUUAGGAUUUUGUGUCGGGGCUGCCCUGGAUUUGUGGAAUGGGAAGAAGGGAAAUAACUGGGUUAAUUUAUUCAGCACUAAGUGACUUAAAACCCAGCUGCAUUAUUGACCGCACUCUGAUGCUCGAAUGGAAACGCUUCAAACUCGGUGCCUUAAUUCUGGAAGCAGCUCAAAUACUCCAGGGAGCCCUUUGCUAUUGUAUCCUUGCCUUGAAUUAUUAUUUAAAGACAACAAAGC
Molecule: messenger RNA, 3004 nt
Organism: Melospiza georgiana
Lineage: Eukaryota; Metazoa; Chordata; Aves; Passeriformes; Passerellidae
Gene: CCDC62
Product: coiled-coil domain containing 62
Exons: 13
Coding region: 90-2138 (682 amino acids)
Source: RefSeq, a predicted model, not a curated record